Molecule: messenger RNA, 510 nt
Organism: Strongylus vulgaris
Lineage: Eukaryota; Metazoa; Nematoda; Chromadorea; Rhabditida; Strongylidae
Source: the annotation of a GenBank genome assembly
AUGCAUGACAGUUCCCCUAAAGAUGUUCCUUUUUCAGAUGGUUGGCCACAAUCAUCAUGGAGCGCCGAAAAUAUACCACAAACGUACUCAUACCAACCUGCAUCACAGAAUCCACUCAGCUUUCAUUCGUACACCUCUCAGCCAGGUGUAACAAACUAUCAACAACCAUUCUCAUUCGAUUUCUCGCAUCUUUUCCCGGAUCCAGCCGCCGCUACCGCUACGGCAUCCGCUUACGCCACUGGUGCAGCACAGUUUGCGCAGCAGUUUGCACAACAACUUGCUACUGCUCCGCCUGUCAAUGCUCAGGUGGAUCAGCAAAAUUUGGAAAAAUACAGUCAGUACCUGGAUAUACUGAAAAAUGCCUACGGUAUCCAGCUGCCAGGUGAACUUGGACAAAGUCAAGAGGUUCAGCCACAGUAUCAGCUGUCCUCGUUCCCGUCUUCAACUGUAACAACGUAUCAAAGUGGGGCAGGUUCAUAUCUGUUGACGACAGCGCAACCUAUGCAAGCA